Zea mays is the source of this 1564-nucleotide messenger RNA. RefSeq lists its product as uncharacterized. The record is from RefSeq and is marked validated. NCBI's taxonomy places the organism in Eukaryota, Viridiplantae, Streptophyta, Magnoliopsida, Poales, Poaceae.
GUUGGGGAAGAGAGAGAUCGAAGAGAAUCAGGGUAAUGCAGAUGGGAUCGAUGGAAUUCGUAGCGCCGGCGUUGGAGGAGCUUUUGCCGGAACUUUCCCUCGAGGAGCAGCCACGGUUGCAGAACCAAUCCCACGAGCGUGACCGCAUCCGGAAGCGACAUAACAAGCACUCUCCUCCUCCCCGUCCGUCGUUGACCUCGGUACGGUACGUGAUGGAUAUGGGAUCGAUGGGAAUGGAUUUCGUGGCGCCGGCGUUGGAGGAGCUGCUGCCGGAUCUUUCCCGCGAGGAGCAGCUACGGUUGCAAAACAAAUCCCGCGGGCGUGACCGCAUCUCGAAGCCACGUAACAAGCACGCUCCUCGUCCCCGUCCGUCGCCGUUCUCGGAAUGGUACUGCAACUUCAUCAAAAUUCCCCAGGUCCUCCACGCUCUCGCCCACUACAAUGCCAGGCACCCUGGUGGCGAGUUCGAUGUUGUGAAGCCCCUGAAGCAGAGCCGCGUGGGAUUCCGGGGCCAGGCAUGGUUCCAUGUCAACUUCUGGGCUCGCCCCAGCAGCAGCAGCAGCAACAAUAACAAGACAAUCAAGCGCUUCUUUGCUGAGGUGCACUACAAGCCAACCCCGAUCAGCAGCCCCUCCUCGUCUUCGUCAUCACUUGCAAUAACUGCAGUUCCUAUAGUUGAAAUAUGCAUCAUUAUCGAAGAACCUCUAUCCCAAUAUAGGCGUAGCUGUGCCUUUUGUCCCAGCUACCGAGACAUUUUACACCCUAAGGGCUGCCGUAAGUUCGUCUGUGGAAACGACAAGGACCGGUUUGAACAGCGACUGGACCCUUGCUGCUGCACUGGUAUGGGGAUUGGGAAGAUGCCAUUCACUGCCCGCCCAGACAUGUCUGCUUUUCUCAACAUCAGUCCUAAGUAGGAAGAAGAAGACAAGAAGAGAGUCCGGGGGUUCAAUGUCAAGGCUGACCACGGGGUCCUUCAUGCCUCCUCUCGUAUCUUUAACUUCAAGACCAUGCAUGUCCAUCAUGUCAUGUGACACAUAUGUAUGGAGUGGAGUAUAUAACUAGCUUAGCAGUGAGAUUGAAUGAAGAAUAAAUAUACUUUACUAGGUGUUGUUUUCAGAAGGAACAAUUGUGGGUCAAAUUUCCACGGUUAAUGGUGAUAAGCCACAUAUUAAUGUACUACGCAUUUUGAUCAGAUCUGUACGGUGUGAUUCACCUGAAUUAUUUGCUAAUUUUGGUAUUAGUCUAGAGAGAAGGGGGCAAAUGGUGUUAGUCUAGAGAGAAGGCCGGAGAGAAGAUUAAUAUUUAAGCCUAGCAAUCCAUGUUUAUUCUGAAGAAGUUUCGAAAAGCAAGGGGUAUAUCCAAUUUUGGUAUUCAAUUUCUUGCCAUCUCAAGAUGUGAGUAAACUAUAUAAAGAACUGUAUGAUUGUACCUCUGGUUGAACUUCAAAAUCAUGUUGGCUAUUUACUCCUGCUCGUUGCUUCUGGUACAUAUUUGUAUUUAUACUAUUUUAAGUUGAGGAUAUAAAGAGACCCCUGUUCCUAUCCUAUGUAUUAUUCUCAGUUUG